AUGUUGAUGGUGCUUGGGAGACCUUCUAGCGGUCGCUCGACGUUCCUUAAGACCGUUUGUGGUGAACUACGAGGUCUAAAACUCCACGAGGAUUCGAUAAUUCAUCAUAAUGGCCUUUCCAUGGAGCAUAUGCAAAAGGGAGCCCGACUCAAGACAGUUUAUAACCAUGAAAGAGACUAUCACAUGCCAGAGUUAACGGUUCGUCAAACCUUGGAGUUUGCGGCAGCUGCAAGAACCUCGGCUGGCUUGAAUCGAAGUGAUCAUAUCCAACAGUGUACUAAAGUAGCCUUGGAUGUAUUCAACCUCUCCACUAUUGAAAACAUGCCAGUUGGAAGCGAAUAUCACCAGACUAUUUCCAAUGGAGAGAGGAAAAGAGUCAGCAUCGCCGAAACGGCUCUGUCUCUCGCACCGAUACAAGCAUGGAAUCAUUGUACACGGGGAUUGGACGCAAAAACUGUCUCCGAUUUUGUGAGUUCAUUACGCAUUUCGGCUAAUAUCACAUAUAGUUGUCACAUCGUGUCCUUGGACCAAGCAUCAGAAGCAAUUUACGGUACCUUUGACAAAGUGAUCUUGUUAUAUGAAGGUCGUCAAGUAUUUUACGGCCGGUGUGACCGAGCAAAGGAUUACUUUAUUCAAAUGGGAUGGUGGUCACCGCCUAGUCAGAAUACUGCAGACUUCCUUAUUGGGAUCACAAAUCCGCAAAUUCGCCAAGCUCGGCAAGGCAUGGGGGAGGUGGUACCUCGAACGCCGAGGGAGUUUGAAGAAUAUUGGAAACGCAGUGCCGAUUACAGGGACCUUAGAAAUGAGGUUAGCCAGUUUCAGGAGUCACAGACCCAAGGUUUUGCAGGACGCAGUCCUUGGAGAAAAGAGAAAUAUAGCGCAUAUGUUAUCACACCUGCAAUGCAGAUCGGUCUCUGUACUAAACGAGCUUGCCAGAGGGUCUGGAACAACAAAUCACCGUUGCUAACGAUUAUAAUCGGUCGCAUUGCAAUGGCUUUCAUACUUGGAUCUGUAUAUUAUGGGACCCCGGACACUACAGCGGGAUUCCAGAGCCGAGGAUCUAUUCUUUUCUUUGCAGUAGCAAUAAAUACUUUGAUGAAUACCAUGGAGAUUACGUCUUACCACAAUAUACGUGCCAUCGUCCAAAAGCAAGCCGCGUAUGCGUUUGUUCACCCAUUUGCAGAGGCUGUUGGGAGACUUUUUACGGAUAUACCAAUCAAACUUAUCACUGGAAUAAGCUUCAAUGUCGUUUUAUAUUUCCUUGCUGGGCUGCGUCGAGAACCCAGUCAAUUCUUUAUCUUUCUUCUCUUCGUCUUCGUCGGGACGUUGACAAUGUCUUCAAUAUUCCGGGCUAUUGCGGUGGCAACAAGAAGUACAAAUCAAGCCAUGACACUGGUAGGGGCGCUGAUCACUAUUUAUAUUCUCUACAUGGGUUUUGUCAUACCUCUUCCGAUAAUGAAACCUUGGUUCUCCUGGAUUCGCUGGCUUAACCCCGUCUUCUAUGUGUACGAGGCUCUGAUUAUCAAUGAGUUCCAUGGACGGGAGUUUGUAUGUUCUCAAUUUAUCCCAGACUAUGAGAAUCUCAUAGGGAACACAUUCGUUUGUUCCAUGAGCGGGGCCUUAACUGGGGAAAAAACCGUUCUUGGUGACAAUUAUAUCUUUGUGCAGUACGGUGCUGCUUUCAAAAGUCUAUGGCGCAACUUCGGUAUUAUAAUCAGCUUUUGGGUGUUUUUCCUUGGAGUAUCCUUGUUCGCUAGUGAAUUCCAAUUUGAACCACUUUCUGCGGCUAGAGUUACGAUUUUCCGACGUUUUUCUCCUCCAGCACGCCGUCAAUGCGUUGAAAAUCAGAUGGAUGACUGGAAAGACUCAUCCCCGAGAGAUACUGGUUCUCAGAUUCCUCUCAGCAAUGAGCAUGAACAUUAUAUGUUGAAAAAGCAGUCUAAUGUUUUCACGUGGAAGAAUAUAUGUUAUGACAUCACCAGAAGAGGAACUAGUCGGCGUCUUCUGGACAACUGUUCAGGAUGGGCAAAACCCGGGACCUUGACAGCAAUCAUGGGUGUCUCAGGUUCCGGGAAAACAACACUGUUGAAGGUUUUGGCACAAUACCCAUCCGAUGGGACUGUCAGCGGAACAAUCCAAUUGAAUGGUAGGACAGUGACCGCUAUGGGCUUUCGGCCAUUCAUAGGAUUCGUCCAGCAGGAGGAUAUCCAUUUGCCUACAGCCACGGUGCGAGAAGCUCUCCGCUUUACGACUCGUCUCCGGCGACCUGAUACUGUGUCUGAGGACGAAAAGUAUGCAUAUGUUGAAGAGGUGAUCAGCAUGCUCCAUAUGGAGGAGUAUGCUGAUGCGGUUAUUGGUCUGCCUGGGACUGGGCUGGAUGAUUUGCAGAGGAUAUUACUCGGUUUAGGAUUAGAACUGGCAACUAAACCUGCAUUCCUUUUUCUAGAUGACCCUACCCGUUCACUUGAUACGCAGUCCUCAUUAUUAAUCUAUCGACUUCUCCGACGGCUCUCGGAUGCGGGAUUAGCUGUGAUCUCCACAGUCCAUCAGCCAACAGCUUCUGUGUUUCACCUCUUUGACCAUCUCCUACUCCUAGAGAAUGGCGGUAGGACUGUGUACUUUGGCGAGACCGGUCAUGGUUCUUCUAUUGUGCUUAACUAUUUUGCGCUACAUACUUCUCAAGAGUGCGAAGAGACCGAAAGUCCGGCGGAGUACCUUUUGCGAAUGUCUAACAUGCCUACUGUGGAAGGGGAACGGUCUUCCACAUGGCAGAAGAGUCCAGAGGCUCGGCAUAUCCAGGACAAAAUCGACCAUGUCAAGCAGACUCGUGAGGUUGCUCAGUGCGAGCAACACCUAGCAGAUAUAAAACACCGUGGUUUCGCCUUGCCAUUUUAUCGGCAAUUAUUUAUUGUUACGCAUCGUGUUUUUCAGCAGUAUUGGCGUGAUCCAGCAUAUAUCUACGGGAAGCUUCUCAUGGCAAUAGCAACGGCACUUCUCAUUGGGUUUUCCUCUUUUAAACCAACGAUGACUUUAUCAGGAUACCAAUCAGUAUUAUAUGGUAUUCUGAAUUUAAUGGGAGUAUUAGUGAAUUUAAUCCAGCAGACAAUGCCUAACUUUAUCCUCCAACGGUCCCUAUAUGAAGUCCGUGAGCAACCGUGUAGACUUUAUGCAUGGCCUAUCUUCAUUCUCGCCAACAUCAUUGUUGAAAUUCCAUAUCAGAUAUUCUUUGCCUUCCUCGUCUGGGUAAGCUUUUACUUUCCAAUUUUUGGGGUGCAGCAAACAUCUCAACAGCAGGGCCUAAUGCUCCUAUUUUUGAUACAACUUUGUAUCUUUGCCAUGACGUUGGCCACCUUGAUCAUAUCUGCCCUUCCUGAUGCGGAUACUGUGGGUGCUACAUUUGCGUUCAUCUUCAUGGUAGCGUUCAAUGGAGUGCUUCAGCCACCUGGCGCUCUACCUGGCUUUUGGAUCUUCAUGUACCGACUCUCGCCGUUGACAUAUUUAAUAUCUGGGAUUACGGCAACGGGGCUCCAUAGUCGUCCAGUUCAUUGCUCAUCCGCUGAGACGAAUAUCUUUGACCCUCCAAGUGGGAUGACGUGUGAUGAAUAUCUUGCAUCGUACUUGGAAACUGCAGCGGGAAAACUAUAUAAUCCGUCCGCAAUUCGAAACUGCGAAUAUUGCCCCUUCAGCUACGCAGACCAGCUCCUUGGGAUUAGUGGAUACUACUACAAUGACCGGUGGCGAAAUUGGGGGAUUGGAUGGGCGUAUGUUGUUUUUAACAUUUUGGGCUCCAUGCUGCUGUAUUACAUUUUUCGGGUUCGACGUUGUCAUCCCAUUUCAGGCAUUGGUCACCUUAUUGGCAACCUGUUCGCACACAUGCCCAGAUGA
Molecule: messenger RNA, 3885 nt
Organism: Talaromyces proteolyticus
Lineage: Eukaryota; Fungi; Ascomycota; Eurotiomycetes; Eurotiales; Trichocomaceae
Product: ABC-2 type transporter-domain-containing protein
Exons: 8
Coding region: 1-3885 (1294 amino acids)
Biological process (GO): transmembrane transport
Cellular component (GO): membrane
Molecular function (GO): ATP hydrolysis activity; ABC-type transporter activity; ATP binding
Source: RefSeq, a predicted model, not a curated record